GAUGAUCCAAAAACAGAGGUCGUGGAAGCUGCUAAAUCUGGAGAUGCCGAGUUACUCAAUGAAGUUCUUGAGGAAUUGAACAGUGCAGAAAGAAUUUUAGCCGUUAGGGAUUAUCCGUUUGGGCGUGAACUUAAAACAACACCGCUAAUUAAUGCAGUUGAAAAUGGAAACCUUGAUUGUGUGAAAGUUCUUUUGAAGUACAAAGCUGACACAGAAGGACGAGGGGAUUUUCACCUUUCAGACCUUUUUCCGUAUCCUUAUUUCUGGCUUUGUGGCACACCUCUGUGUGUUGCUGCUGCUUAUGGAAAUCUUGAGAUUUUGAGUUGCUUAGUUGAAAAUGGAGCUGAUAUCAAUGCAGCCACAAACUAUGUCCCUGGUCUCACGCCUCUGAUGUUCGCUGUUCAAGAGAGUCACAUUGAUGCAGUAAACUAUCUUCUUGAUCAAGGGGCAGAUGUAAACCUGCAACAGGAAUCUGGUUAUACAGCUCUCCACUUUGUAGCUGCUAAGGGUUAUUUUAAUGAAAUUAAACUUUGAAACAGCGCCGAAAUCCUUGUUCUGGAAAAAUGGGUACCCUGAUUUAAAUGCGCCACGAUUGGCCAGUUAAAAACAAUCGUGAUCGCCAAUCAGGUUGAAUGUUGGCUUUGUGUUGAGUCGGUUGGGGUCCAGAAAAGGAUCAAUAGACAGCAUUUAAUGAGUUUAGUUAUAUCUGAUCAAGCUGCUAAGUGUUAUUUUAAAGCCUUGAAGCACCUAAUGAAAAAUGGGGCUGAUGUUAAUGCACAUGACGAAAACAAUGAUACUCCUCUGAUGUUGGCUUGUGAGGAUGUCAAUAAGAAAGCAAUAGAGCGCGUUUAUAAAAACAGUGGUCAUGAUGUAACAAGUAGCGCAUACAACUAUUUUGAUGCUGUAUCCCUACUCAUUGAUCAAGGUGCUGAUGUAAACCUUCAAGACAAUUCCGGUUAUUCAGCUCUGCACUUUGCCGCUGGUAGUACCCACAAAAAUGGUGUGGCUAUUAAUGUAUAUGGCUUUGAUGUUAACAUAAUCACAGGCGACAAAUGCCCCUCUCGGAUGGUACCAUCCCAGCAUAACAAUAUGAAAGUAGUCAACUGUCUUCUUCAAAAUGGAGCUAAUGUAGAGCUUCAAGACGAAGAUGGUCAAACAGUCCUCUUCCAUGCUCUACGGAACAAGGGCAUCUCCUUUGGCAUUUUGAGUUCUCUGGUUAAAAAUGGAGCCAAUCUUAACACAAGAAGAAAUGACAAAUGCACACCUCUCAUGAGUGUGACACAGAGUUGUGGUAUUUAUGAGGAACAACUAGUAACUUGGCUCGUUGAGAAUGGAGCCAACGUGGAUCUUCAAGACAAAGAUGGUCUUACAGCUCUUCACUAUGCUUGUAUGUCUGAUAACUCGUGUGAGGUUGUGAGUUGUUUGAUCAAAAAUGGGGCCAAUAUCAAUGCAUGCACAGGUAAUAAAGUCACCCCGCUGAUGAGAGCAGCUAAAAAAGGUAACUCAGAUGUUGUCAGCCUUCUUAUUGCACAUGGAGCUAAUGUGGAUCUUCAAGAUAAAGAUGGUGAUACAGCUUUUCACUAUUCUGCAUGUGAAGAAGACUCCCUGAACAAGAUGCCAAUGGGAAAAACCAUCUUGAAACUGUUAACUGCCGGAGCAUCCUGUUUGUGUAAAAACAGUCAUGGAUUAACACCUCUUCUUGCCACUAGUAAUAGCAGCAAUAGAAGAAGUGUGCUUUUUUUAAUCAAGCGACCUGAGUUUACCAAAGAGCAAAGAAUUGAUGCUUUAGAGCUACUUGGAGCUUCUCUGUCUCUUGACCAUUGUUAUUGGGGAGGAUUUAGGUACAUCAAGCAUGGCAUGGAAGAAAGGUUUACUGAUCCUUUUAAUCCUAUUUUAAAACAGCAAAUGGAACCCAUUGAAGCUUAUCAGAACAGGAAAGAGAGCCAAACUCUUGAGGAGCUUGCUCUAGUUGAAGGUGAUAAAAAAGCGAUGAUCAUGGAAAGCCUUGUUGUUAAAGAAAGAAUUCUUGGAAGGAACAAUGAAAAACUACUAAAAUCAAUUAGAUGUGCUGCUAAUUACUUUGGGUGCCAUCAGUUUUCUCUAUGUAUAGGGUUGUACAGACAUGCCAUGAAAAUAGCCCAGUGCUGCAAUCAGUCGGCUUCACGUGAUUUAAAUGGUAUCACCAAAGUAUUGGAAAGCAGGUUGGAGAAUAGCCUUCCCAAAGAGGAUCCUGUUUUUGAAUUGCUAGACCAAACAGUUCUUGAUCAUGACUACGAGUUGCAAAGAACAAAAGAACAGGAUGACUACCUUUUUGAUUCUUUAUUCAGAAUUCUUCGGAUGAUCGGCCAAAAGGAACUUGGUGAAAAGGAUAAAUUCUCAAAUGCAGCAGUUUUAUUAAAAACUAUUUGUAAGUUAAACCCUCGAGGUUAUGAAAGGAAUACAUUGUUACAUGAGUUCAUCAGAUAUUCUGGCCACAGUGGUUCUUCACAGUUGUGCACUGCUGCAGUGAAACUUCUUGUGAAUGCAGGAUUCAAUGUUAAUGCUGUCAACAACAAUGGAGAUACUGCACUUCACUUAGCUGUCACUUCAGAACGCUGGGAUGAUGAACAUAUCCAGUUUAUAACUGAAAUUUUGCAGCUUCUGUUUAAUGGAGGUGCUCAUCAUGAUUUUGUCAACAAUGAUGGUAAAACACCCAUGGACAUGGCUAAAACUGAUGAAGCUCGCAUGAUUCUUUCUGAGAGAAGAAAACUGGAGUUAAAGUGUAUCAGUGCCAGAGCAGUUAAAAAGUUUGGAAUUCCUUAUUUGGGGGAGGUACCCAAAACACUGGAGAAAUACAUUAGCAUGCAUUAAAUGGAAGUUUUGCAGACAAAGCAGAGCAAAGCUCAUCUCAUGACAUUUCUGCACCCUUUUUUAAUACAGUCACUUGAAAAUACUUUAUUAUAAAUUCCUCUGGUGUAUGCUGAUGACUGCUAUUUCAGGAAAUUUAGCUUCUUUUUCAAGUUGCUUAGAGCUCCUUAGAUUUAUUUUCUGCUUUUAAUUUCUAUAACUCUCUCUGUAUAAUUUUUAAUGUAUCAUUUCACUAGUAAUUAUCGAUUUGAUUUUUGCGUUGAAUAGUUACAUGUACAGUGGACUUUGGCAUACCUCAUUGCCAAUGAGGCAACCGAGCUAACAAGUGAGGUUGAGUCGGUGGCAGAAUUAUAUCGCCGCGCAGAUAUAUACAGUGUAGGAAAAAACUCGCAAAUUCUGCGUAACCCUCUAAAAUUUGCAUUUUUGACUACAUUUGGGUGUAAGUAAGACCCCAUAUUUGGGUAGUGACCUCAUGGUCUUGUAUUUACAACUCAUGGUUCAAGAUUGGGUGAUUCAGUGUGCACCUGUUCCUUGUCUGUUCAAGAGGACCUGGUGAGCAAGCUUUAAUUCGAUUUCUAGUUUGAACGGGCACUUAGUGCUCUGGUUUGCUUUAUAAAUAGUGUUUAAAGCAGCAGCUGAUCAAGGAAUAGGGUUUUACGCUCAAAUUUUUGUCAGAACUACCUUGUUCUUUGCUCCUCGAUUUAUAUUGAGGUAGCGUGUUCGCUUCUCGACUCAGAACCAGGGUUUUCAGUGUUCUCUUUUCCUUUGUGAACUGAAUUUCAAGCGGUGGUUGAUCAAGGCAUAGGGUUAUAUUCUCAAAAGUUUAAUAUCAGAACCAGAGUGUUCUUCGCAGGUCGAUUUACAUUGAGCCAGUCCUCACCUCCCGUGAGGAAUGCAACGUAUUUGCCGACCUUUUUUUAAAAAUCUAUUUACGUUUUUCGAGAGAUUUUGUCAGUAAGCAUGUCUUUUUGCUGCUUGAUUUACAUUGAGACAGCCCAAAACUCCCGUUAGGAAUGCAACGAAUGUGCGGACUUUUGUUUUUCAGACUAUCAUUAUGCCUUUCAAGAGACUCUAUGUCCUGUGACACUCACUCAUUAGAUCUUUGUAUUUUAUUCAAGUUUAUUUUUUUAUACCUCUAAUACAUUCCGCCCCAUUCUUGCGCGCUUUUCACACAUUUUAGUUUACACCAAUUUUUUUCUUAUGUAUAUUACAUGCAAAAAUUAUUUUUCUUAUCCCUGAUGACGCUGUUGCUCAGAAUUUAAUUGUUAUUUUUAAUUUCAGCAGUCAAAGGCCUCAUUUGAACUAUAUUUUUCUUUCAAACGUUUAUAGCUUUGAUAUACAAUGGAAUUUUCCAUGAAACAUAAGUGUUAACUUGCUCAUAUUUACCAACAAAGCUUUAAGCCAUGUUGUUAUUGUUUAACAAAAGUGAAAGCCUAGAAUGUGCCAAAGUUGUUGUUUUGAAGUUGGGUGCCAUCUUUUCUAUAGUGGAAUCCAUUUUAAACCUCUAAAAUUAUGAAAGAAGAUCUCAAUAGGCACAUUCCACAAAAGAGAAACGAAAUCGCCUCGUUGGCACUUCCCGGAAGGUACCCCUAGUAUUGUUAUAUAUGCUGGUAUCUGGUAUGUAAGUUUGUAAUACUUUUAAACCUGUAAACAACCACUUAAAAAUAAUGCAAAUUUUUACUGCUUGCUACAAGAUUUGAACCACAGGCAUUGUCUUUUAGAAGACAUCCAGAAGUAUCUGGUUGUUGGAAGAUAAUAAAUAUCCACCCAAUGUUACAGUUUCUUUGUAGCUCCAAUUGCAUGUUUUAAAUAUUUAAAGUUUCUGGUAUAAUCUGAGUUGGGUAGUAAACAUAGCAAAAACAUAGUGAUUAAACCAUUUUAUUAUGUAGACACGAGUGGUUUACUGGAAAAUAUACCAUUCGUAAAAUUCAUAAAAACUACAUCCGAGACCCGAGUGGUUUAUUUUCCAUAAUCUCACACAUGAGUUUAUCGAUGAUGUAAAUAUUUUGGUAAUUUCCCUCUUAUUUUAUCGAUGUCAUUUUGUCUUUAUAAUAAAAAGAACAUUACACAGCGGCUUGAAGAUAUGAAUUUUAUUUUCUUGUGGCAAAACAAUAUUUUACUCACUCGCUGCGCUCCUUCGUAAAAUAUUGUUUUGCCACUCAAAAAUAAAAUUCAUAUCUUCAUGCCACCUUCUGUGCCACCUUGUAAUAUGUCCCUGUCCCUAUGUAACCGCUCCCCAUAGAGACGGAGAGAAGCCUGGGAAUGAGGCUGAUAAGGCUUUGUAUGGGAAACCACGCAAUCUUGACUGGGUGACAAGUGCUGUUAUUCUCAUACAAAUCUUUUUAAUUCUCGGCAGAUGCUGCAAUAAUCAAAACUUUUCUGACAUAUCCCCUCAAAAUUCAAAAGAAAUAUAGUUUUAAUAUAUCUUUCAGUUCCUAAUAAAAUCAUCCUUCCAAAAUGGCUUGUUUUGGUGUUUACAGAAAAUUGGUUGCGUGACACUGGUCCUGAGACAGGUCACUGAUUUAUUGAUAGGUAACUCCAACAAAUAGUUUCCUCUCGGUCAAAAACAUCAUUUUGGAUAGGUACUGGGGCUAGGAGACACUUCUGGGUUUCUUUAUUUAUGUGUGCAAAAUGUAAGGAAAAAUUAUGUCAAGUCCAUAUAGGCUCCUACUCAGGCGUUCUUUUGCCUCGUCACACAACAAUCCUCCCUUUUAUUUGUUGGGAAGGAUUGGUGACAAAGCAUCUGCACAAGAGGCUAUAUCCAAUACGGUUACAAAUAAAUUAAUCAAGCCACCAUCAAUGGUAAUUGAUGCAAUUUCAAUAGAAUUUAUUGUAAUAAAGGGGAGAUCUCCUUUAAAAAAAAGCUUUGCGAAGUAUUCCUGCUACUAGAUAACUUUUGUAGCCACUUUCAAAAAAGAGUCCAUAACCCGGAGCGAACAACUCCCAUACUAGGCCUAUGUCACGGCGUUUUUACGGGCCAGUUUAUAUUUAGAUACAUUUUAGGGCACUUUUUCCCACGAAAAUAGGAUCUCUUCCAUGUCUAUGAGCGCAUUAGAAGUAUAAGAUAUAAAAAAAGAAAACUAAACGAUAUUAAAAGGCAAAAAUAUCAUUUUUAAGUGCAUAGGUUUUGCUGACUGGUUUGUGGAAUUAAAAAGAUAUUCAUAACUCGCGCCAAAACCGUUCUAAAAAUAAACUGGUUCGUAAAAAUCGCCGCAACACGAGCGCUUGGAAGUUGCUCCCUCCGGGUUAUGGGCUGCUGCUUUCAAUGUAAGAAAGAUGUUAAUGGUAAAAUGAAGAUAAAGAAAUGAAAAACAAAAAUACCCAACCAUGUUUGUGUAGUUCGGAAAGGUCAUGGUUUAAAAUCGUGAUUCCUCCAUAAUUUUUCCAGAUCGUUAUUAUUUUUAAUUGUUUUUCUCUUUUUUGAACAUGUAAGGGGCCGUCGACAUAUUCAUCCCCCACCAUCCCCCUCCUUAAAGUUCUGACUUGAAAUUAACUGACCCAAAAGUCACUGUUGCUCAUUAUAAGUUAUCGAGGACUUAACAUAACUUAUUCAGUUUAAGUCGAAGUAUUGUCAUUUGUUUCGAAUUUGUUCUUGGAUUGAAAUAAAAAUGAUUGCCUCGGAUUUGGUCCGACGAGGCUGAGAACGGAUUUUAAAAAAAGAACGCUGAGGUUGAAAGUAUGUACCGAAAAAAGAUUCUAGUUGUGUUCACCAAGUACGAUUUUAAGCUUUUUUUAUUAAUCUCUCUUGUCCCUGAAUCGCAAGUAAACACCAGUGCGGAUCCACGCCCUUCUACUGCUUGUGACGUCAUCUCAUUAACGAUAAAGGACAACCUUGUCAUUUAUCUUCUACAGGGGCAGAGGCGGCGGAGCGUUUUGAAACGUGGGGGGCCUCAUUUCCAAUGAGCCAUACGCAUACCCCUACUCAAAUUUUCCAAACUGCCCUUUGCGUUGUUCGUUGGCACAAGCAAUCAUUACACAGUGUCUAGCGUGUCCGUCCUCGAUUUGUGACAAUGCAUCAGUACUACAGUUGUUUAGGCGUUGCUACUGAAUUCUGCUUCUUAGGUAAUUCUUGAGUCGUCUAAGUGCAGAAAACGUGGUGGGCUCUGCCCCCCUGCUCCCCCUACUCCCUCCAACUCCUCCAUACAUUACUAACGGCCUAACAAGUUAUACCUUUUACGCUACAGGUGAAACACGCUCAAUCACUUCACACAUUACUUGUAACACUAAAAAUGUUAUCCACAUGGUUCAAUGUAACCGUUGUAAUUUACAAUAUAUAGGUGAAACUAAGCGACGUCUCAAGGACAGAUUUAACGAACAUAGACGUGCAGUCGACAAAACUAACAUUAAAUUUAAACCCACUACUGUUUCUGAACACUUUCUCUCUCACUCUAACCAUUCUCAUACUGACAUGCAGAUAAUCCCACUAGAAAAAAUUCAUUCUUCACGUGACUCAGUUCGUAAGGCCAGGGAGUCGCAUUUGAUAGAUAAGGCCAUGAUUCUUGAACCUCAUGGCCUAAACCGCCGUGACGAAUUAUUGUAAUCCAUAUCCUUAGUAUUUUUCCUUUCCAGUUUUUAUGUUGUACGUCAUUUCCGCCUCUCCCUUUUAUUGCGACAUUCUCCAUCUAUAUAAUAUUGUGAUUGCUACAUAAGUUCAGUAACAUCUGUAAACCUGAAGAAGGCUGGUAUGGCCAGCCGAAAUAUUAUUAUAAAAAACAAUACACGUUGUUUUAAAUCAGCUUUGCUGUAAUCUUCGGACUUCUCGUUCUUGUUUUUUAUAUUUUGGCUGAUUUGAUCUCUUCUCUAGAGAUCCAACGUUUACAACUAGCAGGAUCUUCGUCCACGGUUUUUGCAGUUAAUUUAAUCCCCCUACUCCGCCGCCUAUGAGGGGGGAUAGGUCCUUCAAAUCACCUUGCUAAGUUUGGACUCUUUAAAAAGCACUAGUUAAUUCAUGACUGUAUCCAUUUGUGUGUUUUUUUUUAUAUUUUUGUUUGAGGUGGGCAGGUUUCCCGCCCAACCAACUUUUUAAGGGAAAAGCCCUGGGGACGAGGUUGCCGGUUCUCCAACUCCUGAUCCGAUUUCAGACCAAAAAAUGUUAUUUCCCAAACCCGUUUUCAGACCCAUCCUCUGAUAUCCAUACUCGUUUUCAGACCUGGCCUUUAGGCAGAUAUUUUGUUAUCAUUACUAAUUAGAUUAGAGCGUAAACAAGAAACAUUCUUCAAAUCCAUUUCGAAUUCGCAUAUCUGUUUCUCUUUCUUUCUUACUCACUUGGAAUUGAAACAAUAAAAACGUUCAUACACUCCCGUAAUUCUCUCGAAAACCAUACCCGAUUCCAGACCAAAAUGGGCAAAGUGUAAACCUGUUUCUUAAAUUUAAGACCAAAAAACGGGGCAAAAACCCUACUCGAUGGGGGGCACAUACCUAUAUGGCUUAAAUAAGGGAGUACUCCCCCCGGGAAAAAAAGGCAAGUGAAAAACCAUGUAAUGUUGACCCGAAAAUUCCCAUGAAUAUUUUGUCCUACUAUCCUCCUACCUUUCCAUCCAUCUAAUCUUAAGAUGAUCCUAAGUACUUUCCCAAAAGCCUUUCCCACCCGGAUAUGAAGCCUAGUAGAUGCCUAGCGAAAUAAAAAAGGAGAAAAGAAAAAGUGAGAAAGAGGGGAGAAGGAAAAGCGAAAGAAAUGGUGCCGCAGUCAUUACUUACGCAAAAAGGUCCUGUACUGAAUGAAGAGUUUUAAGAGAAUCAUAGAAGAUAUCAAGCAAGUAUUUCAAACCAAACCACAACAGGAAACUUUUCGCUUCUGUGCAUGCCUGUACUUUGGACAGUUUUUAGCUUAUAUUUUGCAUCUAAAACAGAAGGUCGCGAAGUGCACGACCUGCAAAGAGCUUUUUGGAAAUUAAACCAACUGUUUUAAGCAAAAUUCUUAGGGGCCGAAUUAGGUGGACUAAAUGGGUUAGUGUUUGCAUCACACAUGUUUGAAAUACGAAAUUGUUCAUAAUUCUUUGCGAGAUAUUUGGAACUAGCUAUUCUUUUGUGGGGAACAACUAGAAACCAUGUAUUGUAAUUAAUUUUUACACGUUUUAUUCUUAACAUUUUCAUCAUAUUGGGACAUUGGUUAGGUGUCCUGCGUUUGGAUUGUGAUGGAUGGUAAGGCUGUGCAACGACGGAGACUGGAAUCUAGAAUUCUUAUUUUCAAAAUGGCUGCUGCUUCGCCGAUUCUUCGCCUGCUUCCGUGUUGAACCGAGGUAAUUUAACCGCGGUUAGAAACCAGAGUUUAGUUUCGUCUGUGGCGCAGUCUGUGUAGAACCAUGAGAGAGCAAAUAACGUUUACAAAAUGGACUGACAAGCAGCUUUUGGAGGAAAAAAACCAACCUCAUCAUCCCAUGAUAUUGGGCUGACGAUAUCGGGGAGUUUUAAUGGGGGAGGCAAAAAGCAGUAGAGAAUAGAGGAGAUUCUCUGGAAAGUGCGUUCUGUAAUAACCUUCGUUCACCAUGGAAAACAGAACAGAGGUCUUGAAAGCUGUGAUUUCUGGAAAUGCUGCGCUACUAAAUGAAAUUCUCCAGAGUUUGAAUAGUACGGAAAGAAUUUCUGUUUUAGCUGCCCAAGACUACACUGACAAGGUCUUAGAAGAGAAAAACGUUAUUAGCAUUCCUUGUAAAACCACACCGUUAAUAGUUGCUGUUCAAACUGGAAAUCUCGAUUGUGUCAAAGUACUACUGAAUUACAAAGCAGACAUUGAAGAGCAGGGAGAGAGAUUUAGAUAUCUUGUAUUUCCCCCUGAUAAUAUAUGGAACGUGUCUAAAUUUGACUUCGCUUACACUUGUCCACCUUUGUUUCUCGCUGCCGCUAACGGAAAUCUUGAUAUUUUAAGUUACUUAUUUGAACAAGGCGCGAACGUUAAUGCAUCCUCAUCUUCUGAGUCUUCAGAUCCUUGGUCCGUACCUUUUGAUGGUUAUUUAUUCUGGCAUACUCCGCUUAUUGUUGCCUUGAAAAACGGACACAAUGAUGCAUUUACCUUUCUUAUUGACAAAGGUGCGGAUGUAAAUUUACAAGACCAUGGUGGUUAUGCAGCUCUACACUAUGCUGUUCAAAGGAGGAACUUUGAUGCCAUAAGUUGUUUAGUUGAUAACGGGGCUGAUGUUAAUCUCUUUACAUCCUCUAAAGAGACACCUUUGAUUCUGGCCUGUACUCAAUCUCAUAACAUGAAGACCAUAAAUUUUCUUCUAAACAAAGGGGCUGAUGUAAACCUUCAAAACAGAAACGGGAAAUCAGCUUUGCACUUUGCUCGUUCAGACAUUUGUUAUUGGUUGAUUCAAAAUCUAGCUGAUGUUAACAUGUGUGACAAUCAUAAUUGCACCCCACUGAUGCAAGCCAGCAGGAAGGGUGAUGUCAAGAAGGUAGCCAUGCUUAUUGAGAAUGGAGCAAAAGUGGAUCUUCAAGAUACGAAUGGUAAUAAUGCUCUACACCAUGCUGUGCUCAACUCAUAUGAUUCACAUCCAUACACACCUGAAAUUUGUCUUGCACUUUUGACUGCUAAGGCAUCCAAUCUGUGUAACAGUCAGGGAUGGACACCUCUUCUUCUAGCCAGUAAAAACUGCAUUAAAUCAGUAGUGGAGAUUUUACUAAAGCAUCCAGAAGUAACAAAAGAGCAAAGAGCUAAUGCUCUAGAACUACUUGGAGCCUCUCUUUGUUUGAAGAGUGGUACCUUUCCUGAUGUUGAGGAAGGAUUCAACUACAUUAGACUUGGCAUGAAAGUAAGGUAUACUGACAAUUCCCAUCCUUUGUUAAAACAGCAAGUGGAACCUGCUGAAGCUUAUCAGAAAAGAAGAGAGUGUCAAACUCUUGAAGAGCUUGCUGAGAUAGAAGGUGAUAGGGAUGCUAUCAUCAUGGAAAGCCUUGUUAUUAGAGAGAGAAUCAUUGGAGCAAACAAUGUAGAACUACUUGAAUCGAUUGAGUGUGUUGCUGAACACUUUUACAGUAAGGAACCUGGUCAUUUUAAAAGACGAAGUAUACCUCUGUACAGAUAUGCAAUAAAAAUCACCCAAGGGUGUAUUGUAGAACGUUUUGAAUCUGCAGUGUCAUGUUUAUGGCAUUUAACAGAUGUAUUGUAUGAAUGCAAACAAUAUUCUGAUAAAGAGCUUUUGCUAGAAUUGCUAGAGCUAACAGUUUUUUUGUGUGAGAAUUGGCCAGACUGCAAUGGAUAUUACCAGUCUGUCUGGCAUAUAAGGUAUGAUGAAGGAGAAGUGUCACUGUUUGAUUCUGUGGUGGUGGUGAUACAUAUGAUUACCAAGAAUCUCCAAAAUGGUGAAGAAGAUGAAACAUACUUGAACGUCUUGGUUUUGCUGAGAAAUCUUUUGCGCCAUAAUCCUAGAUGUAGGAAUGAUAAUGGCACACUGCUUCAUGUUAGGAUUUAUGCAACUGAAGAAAUCAUUUUUGAUAUUUUUCCAAGUGCUGAUACAGUGAAAUUGCUUUUGAAUGCAGGAUUCAAUGUAAAUGCCACUGACUGUAAUGGAGACACUCCACUUCAUAGAGCUGCUAGUUUAGAACCUGGCAAUGACUUGAUUCAUCGGGUACCUGAAAUUAUGAAGGCUUUGUUUGAUGGAGGUGCACAUCAUGAUUUUGUCAACAAUGAUGGUAAAACACCCAUGGACAUGGCUAAAACUGAUGAAGCUCGCAUGAUUCUUUCAGAGAGGAGGAAACUGGAGUUAGAGUGUAUCAGUGCUAGAGCAGUUAAAAAGUUUGGAAUUCCUUAUUUGGGUGUUGUACCCAAAACACUGGAGAAAUACAUUAGCAUGCAUUAAAUGGAAGUUUUAUAGACAAAGCAGAGCAAAGCUCAUCUCACGACAUUCUGCACCGUUUUUUAAUACAGUCGCUUGAAAAUACUUCAUUAUUAUAAAUUCCUCUGGUGUAUGCUGAUGGCUGCAAUUUCAGGAAAUUUGGCUUCUUUUUCAAGUUGUUUAGAGCUCCCUAGAUUUAUUUUCUGCUUUUAAUUUCUAUAACUAAUUAUUGAUUUUUGCGUUGAAUAGUUACAGUUAGCCUGAAAUUCAUCCGAUUGCUUCGAGUCGUUUUCUCCUCUCAACAACGUCUGAAUCGACUGGCCGUUAAUGCCGUCCAGUGACGCCACUCACUACCCGAAAACCGGGUAGUGAUUUUGAUUGGUAGAUUGUCUAAACAUUCGCAUAAUUAUGUAUAAUUAUGAAAAAUUUUAGCGGGAUUGUAGCUUGAUAUUCAGCGGAUCACAUCCCUGGCAUCCUUUCAUUUAGUUCAAACAUUUCGAUAAGCUUAAUCUUUAUCUUAAACAGCAAAAUUGCCCUUGUCUUCGAAACUGAAAUGCCAUAUUGAACUGCAUGCAAAUGAAGGAUCAUUGCGGAGAGUGGGUAGGUUUUUCAUUUAGAGCUGCUUUGUGGUUUCGGCGGCCGGUGAUUUUGUUUACACGAAGUUUUCUGAGGUCAAUGUUAUAAUUCGACCUUCUUGCUAUUUUUACCGUCAAGUGUAAUGUUUCUGUUAGCUUUUCUUUCUUGUCUCCUUGUUUUUUUUCUUCGUUAAAAAGGCGGACCAAAUAGCUUCUUGUCAAUUAAAGCAAAUCAUUGUGUUUUUGAACUAAGUGUUCCGUGUGUGUAUUUAUUUCAUUGCGUGAUUGUGACCGAGUUUGAUUAUAGAAUUUAGUACAACCAGUUCAGAGUUGUACUGCAUGCAGUUGAUAGUUUGAACGUUAAAAAUAAAUUACGACCGAAAAAAAUAAAGCAGUUCUGUAUCAUGUAGACAUUUCCAAACGAUAUUUCUCGGUUUGCCACUUGAAAAUCGUGUUUUACUUUUUGCAUGAAUUAAAGCAAAGGUCAAGGAGUAGUGACGUCACUGGGCAGCAUUAACGGCCGGUUGAUUCAGACGUUAGUGAGGGAGUAAUAACGACUGGAAGUACGCGGAUUUGAUUUUUGCGUUGAAUAGUUACAGUGGACAUUGGCAUACCUUAUUGUUAUAUAUGCUGGUAUGUAGUUUUUAAUACAUUCAAACCUCCUGUAAGCGACCGCUUAAAAUGCAAAUUUCAAUUUUUGCUGUUCACUACAAGAUUUGAAUCACAGGCGUUGUCUUUUGAGAAGAGGUCCAGACUUAUCUAUUUGUUGGAAGACAAUAAAUAUCCACCCAAUGUUACAGUUUGUUUGUAGCUCCAAUUGCAUGUUUUAAUAUUUAAAGUUUCUGGUAUAAUCUGGGUUGGGUAGUACACCUAGCAAACAUAGUGAUUAAACCACUGUAAUGUCCCUGUCCCUAUGUAACCGCUCCCCAUAGAGAUGGAGAGAAGCCUGGGAAUGAGGCUGACAAGGGUUUGUAUGGGAAAUUGCGCAAUGUUGACUGGGUGACAAGUGCUGUUAUUCUCAUACAAAUCUUUUUAAUUCUCGGCAGAUGCUGCAAUAAUCAAAACUUUUCUGACAUAUCCCCUCAAAAUUCAAAAGUAACAUAGUUUUAAUAUAUCUUUUCAGUUCCUAAUAAAAUCAUCCUUCCAAAAUGGCUUGUUUUCGUGUGUAUGGAAAAUUGAUUGCGUGAGACUGGUCCUAAGACAGGUCACUGCUUUAUUGAUAGGUACUGGCUCCAACAAAUAGUUUCAAAAAUAUCAUUUUGGAUAGGUACUGGGGCUAGGAGACACUUCUGGUUUUCUUUAUUUAUAUUUAUUAUAUAGACACGAGUGCUUUACUGGAAAAUAAACAUCCGGGACCCAGUGGUUUAUUUUCCAUAAUUUGGAUAGGCAUUUUGGGAUGUCACUUUGUCUAUAUAAUAAAAAGAACAUUACAUGGUGGCUUGAAGAUAUGGAGACACUUCUGUAAAAUAUUGUUUUUCGAAAAAUAACAUUCAUAUCUUUAUUAUAUGUACAAAAUGUAAGAAAAAAUUAUGUCAAGUCCAUAUAGGCUCCUAUGCAGGCGUUCUUUUGCCUCGUCACACAACCUUCCUCCCAUUUAUUUGUUGGGAAGGAUUGGUGACAAAGCCCUAAGAGCGUCUGCAUAAGAGGCUAUAUCCAAUAUGGUUACAAAUAAAUUAAUCAAGCCACCAUCAAUGGUAAUCAAUGCAAUUUCAAUAGAUUUUGUUGUAAUAAAGGGGAGAUCUCCUUUAAAAAAAGCUUUGCAAAGUAUUUCUGCUACUAAAUAACUUUUGUAGCCACUUUCAACAGGAGCCCAUAACCCAGAGCGAACAACUCCCAUACUGGGCCUCUGCCAAGGCGUUUUUACGGACCAGUUUAUAUUUAGACUCAUUUUAGGGCACUUUUUCCCAUGAAAAUAGGAUCUCUUCCAUGUCUAUGAGAGCAUUAGAAGUAUAAGAUAUAAAAAAAGAAAACUAAACGAUAUUAAAAGGCAAAAAUAUCAUUUUUAGGUAUAUAGGUUUUGCUGACUGGUUUGUGGAAUUUAAACGAUAUUCAUAACUCGCGCCAAAACCGUUCUAAAAAUAAACUGGUUCGUAAAAAUCGCCGUGACACGAGCGCAUGGAAGUUGCUCCCUCCGGGUUAUGGGCUGCUGCUUUCAAUAUAAGAAAGAUGUGAAUGGUAAAAUGAAUAUAAAGAAAUGAAAAACAAAAAUACCCAACCAUGUUUGUGUAGUUCACAAAGGUCAUUGUUUAAAAUCGUGAUUCCUCCAUAAUUUUUUCAGAUCGUUAUUAUUUUUAAUUGUUUUUUCUCCUUUUUGAUCAUGUAAGGGGCCGUCAACAUAUUCAUCCCCCACCCUCCCCCUCCUCAACUUUCACUUGAAAUUAACGGUCCCAAAAGUCACUGUUGCUCAUUAUAAGUUAUCGAGGACUUUAUAACUUAUUCAGUUUUUAAAUUCGAAGUACCGUCAUUUGUUUCCAAUUUGUUUUUUAAUACAUUCAAAUGGCUCCUGUCAGAACAGGUGUCAAAAUCGGGAUUUUUCCUAUACCGAUCGCACAUUGGUCAGGAGUCGGGAUUUUCAAGCAAAAACGGGAAAAUCCCGACGACAUCGGGAUGGCUGGACAGUCUGCUUUACCCAUACACAAAAAUGUUCGGUACAGUGUAUACUACAAAGAGGAUAUCAAGCAAGUAUUUCAAAACAAACCAAAAGUCGAAAUUUUGCUUAUAUGCACGCCUGAACUUCGCACAGUUUUUAACUGACAUUUUGCAUCUAACACAGAAGGCCGCGAAGUGCAGACCUGCAAACGCAGUUUUAUACUUGCCAACUUUUUCUGAGAUAUAAGCGUGAGAUUUUUAUCCUGGGAGUGCUGGGAUUUUUGAAGACGACACGAUCAUUUCCGAAGAUUCCCGAAGAAUUCCGAAGUCUCUUCCGAAGAAGUCCGAGGUCUUUUCAAAACAAACCAAAAAUCGAAAUUUUUCAUUUUACACAUAUUUUCGUUCCUGAAUGGGUCUGAGUUAACAUAUUUUUGGAAAUUUUAACAAGACGGCAACAACUCACAUUUUUCAAUCAACACAGAAGGCGUGAGCCGGCGUGAGAUCGAAGUGCAGACCUGCAAACGCAGUUUUGGAAAGUUUUAGCUCGUUAAACCAGACAGUAACCUAAAAACGGCCUGACUAGCUUCACGGUUUUGGGCAAAAUUCUUGCAUCACACAUGUUUUAAAAUGCGAAAUUGUUUAUAAUUCUUUGUCAGGUAUUUGGAACUAGCUUUUCUUUUGUGGGGAACAACUAGAAUCCAUGGAAUUAUUUUAAAACUUUUUUUCAACAUUUUAUAUCAAUUUGGACAAGGAUCAAAGCUUGUUGUCCUGUGUUUGGACGGCCGGUGAUGGUGAGCCUGUGCAACGACGGAGAAUGCAAUCAUUCUUAUUUUUCAAAAUGGCGAUUCCAAAUGGCUUCUUCCGUGUUCAAAGAUAAAGAUAUCGCGAUUGCUUCCGUAUUGAACCUAGCAUGCGUUUAACCCCAGUUAGAAACCAGAGUUCAGUUUCCUCUGUGACGCAGGCUUUGUAGAACCAUGAGAGAGCAAAUAUCUUUUAAAAAAUGGACCGGACAGCAGGAUUUGGAUAGAGAAAUACUAACGAUAUCGUGGAGCUAGCUAGGUUUUUUUUAAAAAAAAGAGCCGUAGAUAAUUUAUUCUCUGGAAUGCGCGUUCUGUAACUCCCUUCGUCCACCAUGGAAAACAGUACAGAGGUCUUGAAAGCCGUUAUGUCUGGAAAUUCUGCGCUACUAAAUGAAAUUCUUCAGAGUUUGAAUAGUACAGAAAGAGUUUCUGUUUUAGCUGCCCAAGACUACGCUGACAAGGCCUUAGAAGAGAAACACGUUAUUAGAAUUCCUUGUAAAACCACACCGUUAAUAGUUGCUGUUCAAACUGGAAAUCUCGAUUGUGUCAAAGUACUACUGAAUUACAAAGCAGACAUUGAAGAGCAGGGAGAGAGCUUUAGAUAUCUUGUAUUUCCCCCUGAUGAUAUGUGGAACGUGUCUAAAUUUGAGUCCGCUUACACUUGUCCACCUUUGUUUCUCGCUGCCGCUAACGGAAAUCUUGAUAUUUUAAGUUAUUUAUUUGAACAAGGCGGUAACGUUAAUGCAUCCUCAUCUUCUGAGUAUGCAGAUCCUUGGUCCCUACCUUCUGAAUUUGAUGAUUAUUUACCUAUCUGGCGUACUCCGCUUAUUGUUGCCUUGACAAACGGACACAAUGAUGCAUUUACCUUUCUUAUUGACAAAGGUGCAGAUGUAAAUUUACAAGACCAUGUUGGUUAUACAGCUCUACAUCAUGCUGUUGAAAGAAGGAACUUUGAUGCCGUAAGUUGUUUAGUUCAUAACGGAGCUGAUGUUAAUCUCUUUACAUCAAUCAAUAAACAUACACCUUUGAUGUCGGCCUGUCAAUUUCAUAACAUGGAUGCCAUAAAUGUUCUACUGAACAAAGGGGCUGAUGUAAACCUUCAAGACAGAGAUGGGAAAUCAGCUUUGCACUUUGCAUGUUCAGACAUUUGUUAUUGGUUGAUUCAAAAUCUAGCUGAUGUUAACAUGUGUGACAAUCAUAAUUGCACCCCCCUGAUGCAAGCCAGCAGCAAGAGUGAUGUCAAAAAGGUAGCCAUGCUUGUUGAGAACCAAGCAAAAGUGGAUCUUCAAGAUAUGAAUGGCAAUACUGCUCUACACCAUGCUAUGCAUAACUCAUAUCAUUCACAUGAGUACACACCUGAAAUUUGUUGUGCACUUUUGACUGCUAAGGCAUCCAUCCAUUUGUGUAACAGUCAGGGAUGGACACCUCUUCUUCUAGCCAGUGAAAACUGCAUUAAAUCAGCAGUAGAGAUUUUAAUAAAGCAUCCAGAAGUAACAAAAGAGCAAAGAGCGAAUGCUCUAGAACUGCUUGGGUCCUCUCUCUGUUUGAAGAGUGGAACCUUUGCUCAUAUCGAGGAAGGAUUCGGCUACAUCAAGCUUGGCAUGAAAGAAAGGUUUGCUGAUGCUUCCCACCCUUUGCUAAAACAGCAAGUGGAACCUGCUGAAGCUUAUCAGAACAGAAAAGAGAGUCAAACUCUUGAGGAACUUGCUGAGAUAGAAGGUGACAAGGAUUCUAUAAUCAUGGAAAGCCUUGUUAUUAGAGAGAGAAUCUUUGGAGCAAACAAUAAAGAACUACUCAAACCGAUUGAGCAUGUUGCUGAACACUUUUACAGUAAGGACCCUGGUCAUUUUAAAAGACUAAGUAUACCUCUGUACAGAUAUGCAACAAAAAUCGCCCAAGGGUGUAUAGAAGAACUUUUUGAAUCUGCAGUGUCAUGUUUAUGGCAUUUAACAGAUGUAUUGUAUGAAUGCAAACAAUAUUCUGAUAGAGAGCUUUUGCUAGAAUUGCUUGAGCUAACAGUUUUUUUGUGUGAGAAUUGGCCAGACGACGAUGGAUAUUACCAGUCUGUCUGGCAUAUAAUAUAUGCCGAAGAAGUGUCACUGUUUGAUUCUGUGGAGGUGGUGAUACACAUGAUUACCAAGAAUCUCCAAAAUGGUGAAGAAGAUGAAACAUACUCGAACGUCUUGGUUUUGCUAAGAAAACUUUUGCGCCAUAAUCCUAGACGUAUGUGUUAUAAUGGCACACUGCUUCAUGCCGGUACUCAUUCAACUGAGAAUAUCAUUACUGAUAUUUUUCCAAGUGCUGAUACAGUGAAAUUGCUUUUGAAAGCAGGCUUCAAUAUACAUGCCAUUGACAAGGAUGGAAAUACUCCACUUCAUAGAGCUGCUAGUUUAAAACCUCGUGAUGACUUGAUUCAUCUUCUUACUGAAAUUAUGAAGGCUUUGGUUGAUGGAGGUGCUCAUCAUGAUUUUGUCAACCAUCAUGGUAAAACACCCAUGGACAUGGCUAAAACUGAUGAAGCUUGCAAGCUUCUUUCUGAAGAGAAGAGUAAACUGAAGUUAAAGUGUAUCAGCACCAGAGUAGUUAAAAAGUUUGGAAUUCCUUAUUUGGGGGAG
This is a messenger RNA of Porites lobata, 18197 nucleotides long. The record is from the annotation of a GenBank genome assembly. Lineage: Eukaryota; Metazoa; Cnidaria; Anthozoa; Scleractinia; Poritidae.